Effrenium voratum is the source of this 333-nucleotide messenger RNA. NCBI's taxonomy places the organism in Eukaryota, Dinophyceae, Suessiales, Symbiodiniaceae. The record is from the annotation of a GenBank genome assembly.
AUGGAUGCGCCUUCGCUGUACGUGGGGAAGGUGGCCGCCCAGAGCGGCUCGGUCUACGUGACCAACGGCUUUGUGCCUUACUGGAGGGAGGCGUUCAGCAGCACGGGCGAGGCCUGCUGGUUCGUGGUGGAGUUCGAUCCCAGUCAGGUCUCCUGGAAGCGCUUUGAGGAGAUUCUGGGCGCCACGGACCCCUCGCAGGCCAGCAAGGACUCCAUCCGCGGCCUGCUCUUCCAGCACUGGAAGGACUGCGGGCUCAGCCAGCAGCCUACCACCAUGGACAACGGCGUCCACUUCUCCGCCGGAGCGCUGGAGGGCAUGCGCGAGCGCAUGUUG